Molecule: messenger RNA, 666 nt
Organism: Paraglomus brasilianum
Lineage: Eukaryota; Fungi; Glomeromycota; Glomeromycetes; Paraglomerales; Paraglomeraceae
Source: the annotation of a GenBank genome assembly
AUGUCCUUAAAAGAUAGCUCUUCAAUACCAACUUCUCCUAAAACGCCGCUUACUCGAAUACCCUUCGCAUCUGCUCAAUACUCUGACCCAGAUGUAGACCCUACCCAUAUAUCAGAGAUAGCUGAAGAUGGCAUGGUUGCUUUACGUUUAGUUGAGGGUGAUAACGUGGGUAGAUAUACUUUUCUUGACCCAGAGACAAUAGCAGCAGCUCCUUCGAGCAGGGCUACUUCAGCAGGUCUUUUGCCUAAGCAAAUUAUUCGUGUAGAGAGGGAUUAUUCCAAGGGAGAGUUAUGUCAGUUUAAUCUGACCUUCCCAGACAAGAUAAACGGACGAGUGAGUAGUCGGUGUUAUAAAGUAUUACGAUCUUUACCAACUGCACAUGUGGCAACCGGGGCCAUAUUGGUUUCGCCCCACCAAUUCGAGUCUACAAUAAGCACAUUGAACCGGAUGCUAGAAAAAGCACAUAAUCCUAAAUACAACUGGUUUGAUAACCUUCUGUCUUGUCUUACGUUAUAUGCUUCGACUCUGUGUAUAAAAUCACAUUAUGAGCGGACAAUAGAGGAUAUUUGUAAAUUUCUAGAUGGAGAAAAUCAGAGUGUAUAUAAUCCCCAGGGACUUAAUUUCCGUAAUCCACAACGGACUGCAUUCCUAUUUGUAUCCUUUUGA